AUGGUCAAAUCAACCAUCGCAGCAGCAGCAACCGCUGCCCUCUUCCUCAUCACGGCCGUGUCUGCCUUUCCUCCCCCGGGCGGACCAGGAAGACAUCUUCAUGGCGUUAACCCCGGCCCCGGCCUCCAUCCCGGCCCCAAGUCUAAGCCUGUCCCUGAUGCUACCGGCAUCCCUGCAGCUUGCCCUAACCCCAUCAUCCGCAAAGAAUGGAGAAGCCUAAGCGCAACCGAACAAACUAAAUACAUCUCCGCCGUCAAGUGUCUCAUUAACCUGCCUUCCAUCGCCACCAGCGUCGGCGGCGCCUUGAACCGCUUCGACGAUUUCCAGGGCGUGCACUCUAUGCAGACGCCUGAUAUUCACUUUGUAGGCCACUUCCUCCACUGGCACCGAUACAUGGUGCACCUCUACGAGACCACCCUGCGCUCCUCCUGCUCCUACAAGGGAGCCCAGCCCUACUGGGAUUGGUUCAUCGACAUCGACUCUUCUUUAGAAAUGGACCAAUGGUCCAUCUUCGCCCUUCCCACUCCUGAGACCGGCUUCGGCGGAAACGGCCUCUUCAUCCCCUCGGAGUCCUUAACUCCCGAACAAAACCCAUUUAACCUCACUGGCCGCACUGGUGGCGGGUGCGUGCAAACGGGAGCGUUUACUCAGGAAAAUGGGUUCAAGGUGAAUCUGAACAAGACUGACCCCCAAAGGACUGACCCAAAAUGUUUGACGAGGGAUUUCAUGGAGGGGAUUGCGAGGGGAUUGUUGAAGCAUGAGGUUGUGGAUGAACUCAUGGUGAAGACGGAUUUUGAGGGAUUUGCGAGACGGAUGGAGGGCGAGCCGAGUUUUGAUUACCCGAAUGUGCAUGGGGGUGGACAUUAUGGUGUUGGAGGCGUCUUGGGGACGUUGGGGGAUGCUUAUAAUAGUCCUGGUGACCCCCUCUUCUACCUUCAUCACGCCAACGUCGAUCGGCUCUGGACGCUCUGGCAGCUGCAAAACCCGGAGUAUGUCAUGUCGGUCGGUGGACCUAUUGCUCCCUUCGAUUAUGAGGGUGCGCAGGUCGAUCUGGACUUUGAGGUCAACUUGGCUGAGCUAGGGCCCAGCAGGAAGCUUGCGGAGUUGCAGUAUACAAGGGGCCCAUUGAUGUGCUAUAUGUAUGAUCAUUAA
Sordaria macrospora k-hell is the source of this 1152-nucleotide messenger RNA. Lineage: Eukaryota; Fungi; Ascomycota; Sordariomycetes; Sordariales; Sordariaceae. The record is from RefSeq and is a predicted model, not a curated record.